Papilio polytes (common Mormon) is the source of this 1062-nucleotide messenger RNA. It is a transcript of the gene Coprox, whose product is annotated as oxygen-dependent coproporphyrinogen-III oxidase-like. The record is from RefSeq and is a predicted model, not a curated record. Gene Ontology annotation, molecular function: coproporphyrinogen oxidase activity. Gene Ontology annotation, cellular component: cytoplasm; mitochondrial intermembrane space. Lineage: Eukaryota; Metazoa; Arthropoda; Insecta; Lepidoptera; Papilionidae. The transcript has 8 exons. Bases 1 to 981 code for a protein of 326 amino acids.
AUGACGCAGGCAACUGUGCCCAAAUAUCGGGAGCACAACCUCAUCGUGGCAUGGGAAGAUGAAAAAACAACUGAUGAUUAUGAUUUUGACAAAGACAUGUUUUUACCAUCACCGGAAUCAAAAUUCAAAGUGGACCGAUGGACAAGGAAAGAAGGAGGUGGGGGUAUUACCUGUGUCUUACAAGACGGACGUGUGUUUGAGAAAGCUGGUGUCAACAUAUCUGUGGUAUCGGGAACACUGCCUCCUGCCGCUGUGCAGCAGAUGAGGAGCAGAGGCAAGAACUUGCAAUCAUCAGAGCUGCCGUUCUUCGCGGCGGGGGUGAGUGCGGUGAUCCACCCUCGCAACCCCAUGGUGCCCACUGUGCACUUCAAUUAUAGGUACUUUGAGGUCAGGGAUAAAGACGGUGUCCAAUGGUGGUUUGGGGGCGGGACGGAUCUCACACCCUAUUACCUCAACGAAGAAGACGCAAUACAUUUCCAUCUCACAUUGAAGGACGCCUGCGACGAACACGACCCCACAUACUAUGCCAAGUUUAAGAAAUGGUGUGAUGAUUACUUCACGAUUCCUCAUCGCGGUGAAAGAAGAGGCAUCGGUGGUAUUUUCUUCGAUGAUAUCGAUUUUCCAUCCAAAGACAAAGCAUUUGCAUUCAUAACUUCUUGUGCGGAGUCUGUUGUGCCGAGUUAUAUUCCUAUUGUACAAAAGCACAAAGACGACGCUUACGGUUACCACGAGCGUCAAUGGCAGUUACUCCGUCGUGGUAGAUAUGUGGAGUUCAAUCUGGUGUACGACCGCGGCACGAAGUUCGGCCUCCACACACCUGAAGCUAGAUACGAGUCUAUACUUAUGUCGCUGCCAUUAAAUGCGAAAUGGGAAUACAUGCACGAGCCUAAAUUGAACUCUCCCGAAGAUAAAUUAAUGAAAGUCCUAAAAGAACCCCAAGACUGGCUAAAUAUUGAAAAAGGGAAACGGACUGUGGGUUAAUUCAGAAUAUUAAGUUUCACAAAAUUUUGAGAUGAUUUAUUUUUGUAAAAAUUUUAAAUGUAUUAUAAUAUUUGGUGUUGA